Molecule: messenger RNA, 1455 nt
Organism: Aethalodelphis obliquidens (Pacific white-sided dolphin)
Lineage: Eukaryota; Metazoa; Chordata; Mammalia; Artiodactyla; Delphinidae
Product: ATP-binding cassette sub-family A member 12-like
Exons: 3
Biological process (GO): transmembrane transport; lipid transport
Cellular component (GO): membrane; intracellular membrane-bounded organelle
Molecular function (GO): ABC-type transporter activity; lipid carrier activity; apolipoprotein A-I receptor binding
Source: RefSeq, a predicted model, not a curated record
CUCAUACUGUAUUUUGCACUUCUUUCUAGGUUUGGACGAGGAUUUACCGUCAAGGUUCACGUGAAGAAUGUCAAAGUGAGCAUGGAGCCCCUCACAAGGUUCAUGCAACUUCACUUUCCAAAAACAUACUUAAAAGAUCAGCACCUCAGCAUGCUAGAGUAUCAUGUGCCGGUCACCGCAGGAGGAGUAGCAAACAUUUUUGAUCUGCUGGAAACCAACAAGACUGCUUUAAAUAUCACAAAUUUCUUAGUGAGUCAGACUACUCUGGAAGAGGUUUUCAUCAACUUUGCCAAAGACCAAAAGUGCUAUGAAACUGCCGAUACCAGUAGCCAAGUUUCCACCGUAAGCACUGACUCACAAGAUGACCAGCUGUAGUCUUAGUACCUCCAGCAAACUCAGUCUCAACAAAUGCCAAUGGCUUCAUUUUGAGGAGCCGCAGAAGAUACAAAUUCCUCAAAAUAUCUUAAUUUUAAAGUAUUAUUCUGUAUUGGAAAGUUACAAUUGUGCAAGACUAGCCAGUAACUAUAAAUGGAAAGUUUUCUUUCUAAGGUCAGUGAAUGUUUUUACUACUGAAAUGAAUUUCUGUCUACUCAGCACUGUGAGCAUGCUAGUGUGUAAGCUGCUGACUCUUAUGCAAAGGUGAAACCUCUGAAGAUGAAUGCCUUAAUUUAUUACUUUCAAUAAAAAGACAGCUUAAAAGCAUGGCUAUUAGCAGUUGAAAGGAAAGAGUGGAGAAGAAAAGUAAGGUAGUUUGGGGUAGGUAGAAUUGGGAGAGCAAACAAAAUAAUUUAUUUUCAGAAAAUAAUAGAAUGAACAUCAUCAUGAAUACAUGAAUCUAUUGUGAUGUGUAGAGUGCCAAGGGCCAGAUUAACAUUGGCAGUAAUGAGUGGGCACAAUGUCUAGAGUGUUUGUGUAUGUCAUCUUCAGUACCUGUAAAUACAUGGGGACAUACUGACCCCCCCGAAAUGCCUUUCUACAAGAAUGCUAUAGAAGGGCAGUUUACCCUGGUGGUAAAUAGAGCUUAAAUCGAUUCCUGCAGUGCCUUGCCAAUAGUAAGGCACAGAGCAGAGCAAGAAGCUACUUGCUUUUUGGCGGAAAUAGGUGUGUCAGCUGGGCAGAUACAAAUCCUGAAUGAUGAUAGAGAAUUCAUGCGCUGCUGGCAGACAACAUUUUUUAAAGCUGUUAAAGAAAGGUUCAUAUUCUGGGUCUCUCUGAAGGAAACAUUCCUGUGGAAGGAAAAUGAAUAUGAAGAUAAUUUUCAGCUAAUUACCCGGCUGACCCAGAAUCAUAUAUAUGGCUAUAGAGUAGACUUCAUAAUAAUGCCAAAUUAUAUGGCCCUUGGGGGAGGUGCUUUACAUAACAUGUGUGUGUGUGUGUGUGUGUCUAUGUGUCUAUAUGAGUUUGCUUUGGCACAUCUGUUUUGAAAAUCAAUAAAAUCAACAUUUAGUAAAAACA